CGCAAACCGUGCCCGCUGCCCAGGGGCGGCGCGGCCGCGCUGCCCGUCAACACCACGCUGGCUGAGGUGGUGAAGCUGUACCGGGCCGAGGCAGAGCGGGAGCCGGGACGCAGCGAGGAGGCGGCGCGGGCGCUGGGGGGAGCCUGCCGCAAGCACCCGGCGCGGCCACUGCAGCUGUACUGCCGCCUGUGUUGCCAGGCGGGCUGCGGGCAGUGCGUGUCUGAGCUGCACCAGGGCAUCUUCCACUGCGUCAACCUGCUGGACACGGUGUAUCAGGAGGAGAAAUUAACCUUUUUCAGUAGUCUGAAAAAAGUAAGAGCAAUUAAUGAGAAGCUGGAAAAGGAAAUAUCAAGUCAUCAAAAAGCGGCGGAGAUGAUGUUGAACAAUGAAGCAGAAAUAAUUACAAUGGAAUUUGAAGAAAUUUUCAAAACUCUGGAAACGAAAAAAAAGCAAUUGCUAGAAGACCUUGAAAAUCAAAGAAGUAAGAGAGAGAAAGAGUUACAAAUUUGGAAGAAAAUGAAAGGAAUUCACAAAAUAACUAUUGAAAAUUUCCUGAAGGAUUGUGAAAAGCUGGUCGAUGAAUGUGAUCCUCAGCGUUUCUUGGAGGUGGCAUGUGGAUUAAAUAAAAGAAUGAAGACUCAGCUUGACCUGAUGCACAUAGCAUCUAGCUAUGAAAAAGAACCAGAGUAUACCCAAAAGCAAAUGGAUAUUAAAUCUGUAGUUAAGGAAAUACUGGCCUUGCAGCUAACUCCAGUUGAACACUGCAUUGUUAAAGCUGAUUUUCCUUCUGGAGGAAAUGAAAGCUUACCUGGGAAUUUUGUAUUUAAAAAUAGUGUAAAACAUUGGAAAGACCAGAAGACCAUACACAAGACAUUUUAUCCUGUAGCAGGACAAGAGGAAACAUUCACUGAUGGCGGUGGGAUCUGUACUCGCUUGAUGUCAAUAUCAGGAAUGUUGGCAUUUCAAAAUAUGAGUCCUGAGGAACUACGCUAUAAACAUUAUAUGGUCCAUCGGAAAACAUCAGAUCAGAUUAAGGUGCCUACUGCGCAUGUAAAUAAAAAGCAUAAGUUUGUGAUUGGCUCUUUGAAGAGUGCAUCAGCAGCAGUUUCUCAUUUUUGUUCAUCUGCAAAAGUGAAAGAUACAGAGAGAAUGAAAACAGAAAAAUUUGAAAGAGAAAAAGCUUUUGAUAACACUGUUUCCAGUUCCUGUAGUCAAGGAUUCAGCAUUCCACCUGUGAACAGGGAUUUCCCUGUAGUAUGCAGUGACUUCAAGUUACUUAAUGGGACAGGAUCUCAAGAAGUGAGCAAACACCCUCCACCAUCAGAUGAAUCAAUGAGCUCAGUAGCUAAAGACAAAGUACAAGUGCCUCAAUCAUCUGAAAAGCAAACAUGUUUCAGUAUUGCACCUAGUUUACCACAGUUAGCAACAGCAUCUGACACAACUUCAAAUUCAACUGAAAGACUUGCAGCUUCAUCUUUUGUCCUUGGUUCAGGUGAUGACUCACUACCCAAGUUCAAUAAGGCUGUAGCUACAGUGUCCUUCCAAAAGGCAAACAGUGAAUCAGUUUUCCCUACUUUUUAUUUGGGAAACUGUAAUGCCCAAGUUAAAAUGGAUAAUCAAGAAGGAAAUAAGGAUACAAAGCUAAGUUUAACCAAGGCUAAAGAUUCUGCUACUUCUGCCAGUCAUAACCUAGGAUCAGCUGAUGAUGGAAAGCCAUUUUUUUCAUUUACCUUUGGCAAUUCGGAAGACUUUUUUACAGUAUCUAAACUCAACAGUUCAUCAAAGGCUUCACCAUCUUUAUGCUUUAACGAGAAGCCAGCUGAACAAAGUACAGUACUUCAGACAGGUACAGAGAACAACAGUUCUGCAGACAAAACACUAGAGCCUAAGUGGCUAAAAUCACCAACAUUAUUUUCAUGGGAACAGACUACUUUUAACACUCCAGAAGUUACCACAACUUGUAUAACAUCCAGUGUUGCCAGAGGGAAGAAUGAUGGUUCCAGGACUCCCCCUUCCUUUGGUGAUGAUAUAUUUUCCUUCUCAAAUAACUGUCCCCUAGAAUGUAAAUCUUCACCUCUCUUUACGUUUGGAAGCACUGUCAAAAGUAGCCCAGAUUCAGUAGCUUCCUCCUCAACAUUGUUUUUAUCUCAUAAGAAUACAAAUGAAAACGAAAAAAUUAAACUGGGAUCUGACAAAAUGUGUCCUGUUGCAGAAGCACCUAUGCCUCCAGUAUGUAAAUUGGCCGUUUCUGAACUUAGCCCAAAAGGUAGCAGUACAUUUUUGUCUUUGGACAUAUCUGUGAAGGCUGAAGAAGCAGUUGCUCAGCAAAAUGCACUGUGUAGUUCUCCUACAGCUAACCCUUUGUUUACAACAGACCUUUCUGUUAAAGGAGGCAAGACCUGUUCCACUCCAGGGGCUGCAUCAACACAAUCGCAAAUGGAGCUGAAGGUUGCAGAUGACAGCAGUGUAGUUGUUGCUAAUACAUGUAAGUCGCACCAAGAUUUAGGAGAUAUUUCUAGGAAGAAGGAUGAACUUGAAUCUCUUCUGCUUCAAAAUGCAGCUCACUUUGACCCUGUCACAGCUCCGCUUGCAGUAGAAAAGGGAGGUGAAGCACCAAAUGAUGCAUUCUCUGAUAUAGAAGAGCUAAGCCAAGCAUCCAUCUCCAGUGACUGUAGUAGCGCAUCAGAAUAUUUUUCUGUUGCCGAAGACAAAGUAUCUGUUAGUAGAAAGUCAGGCCCAUGCAACAGAGAAUGAAGUACAAGAGACUUUCCUUCAAGGUAAAUGAUAUUUAGGUAUCUGUUGGUAUAUGAUGGUAUCAAGGAAAUACUGCUGCUAGGAUGCAUAGCCAGUUAAAAAGGGGAUAUCCUAAGGGUUUUUAGUGCUUUUUUUCUCUGUUAAUCUUACUGGGAAAUGGGGGUCUGUACUAAAGACACACAUGCCAUAUUAACUAAUAAAUUCAAGUGAAAUUAUUAGUAGGGAUGUUGUUUUCAGGGUAUGAUUUAACACUACUGAAUGUUAACCUUCAAGACAGUCUUCCUGUGUUUAAAUAUAAUUAAUUCCCAAUGAAGACUCGAUACUCUUAGGAGGCAUUAUCUGUACUUGAAGCUGGAAUCUUGUAAAAGCAGUAGACAUAUGGAUUGUUUUCUGACUGUCAUUUCUCCAUGCUAUAUUUAACAUAAGAUGUAGAUAAAAACUUUUGAAGUAUAUCACUGUAUUUUACUGCAGUACUUACUAAAAAGAGCAUUUUGACUUCUCCCAAGCCUUUCAAUAAUAAUGUGUCUGAAUUAAUCUUUUAACAUGAUUCUCACUUUUGGUAUGUACUGGUGGAAAAUAUCUACUACACUCUUACAAAAUGCAAUCCUAAAUCCACAGGAACUAUUGUAGAUACUACAAGUGGAGUGUUUGAUCUGCAUACCUUGUCAAUAUGUUGUCUGGAGAGAGAGAAUGGUUUUAACUGUUGUGUCAAAUUACCUACUGAGGCUCGAGUAAUCUAAUGACAUUGUAGUUAGUGUUAAUAUGAUACUGGCUAGAGAUAAAACCUAUUACCUCAAUCUAUGUGCCACCUCCAAACAAUUAUUAACUAUGGGAACCUAGAAGCUUCCAUACUGGGUCAUAUCAGAGAUCUGCUUAGCCAAGUAAAUGAUAUCUAGUAAGGCUUAUACCCAAUACUUCAAAGGAAAGAUUAAGAACAUUGUUGUGGGGAGAUGUAGUUUAACAGCUGACUUAAGUCUUGAAACAUAUCCUGUCAAAAUGGUUCAUGUAAGCUGUCCUGAGCAUUUGUUGGGAAGAACAGCAUAUACAUUGAAUAAAUAAACUCUAGAUAUUCUUGU
Messenger RNA from Gavialis gangeticus (Gharial), 3830 nucleotides. RefSeq lists its product as uncharacterized. The annotation marks the transcript as partial. NCBI's taxonomy places the organism in Eukaryota, Metazoa, Chordata, Crocodylia, Gavialidae. The transcript is spliced from 8 exons. The record is from RefSeq and is a predicted model, not a curated record.